Molecule: messenger RNA, 1290 nt
Organism: Guillardia theta CCMP2712
Lineage: Eukaryota; Cryptophyceae; Pyrenomonadales; Geminigeraceae
Gene: CPOX
Product: plastid coproporphyrinogen oxidase
Exons: 13
Coding region: 17-1240 (407 amino acids)
Cellular component (GO): cytoplasm
Molecular function (GO): coproporphyrinogen oxidase activity
Source: RefSeq, a predicted model, not a curated record
GAUAACGACGGCCUCCAUGCUAGUUCCCUGCAGGAUGAGCGGUGCUGCCGCCCUCCUGCCCCUCGCGCUCCUGGCGCAGGCUGCGCUCUCUUCGGCAUACGUCACCUCUCCCUCCUCCCUGUCUGGCAUCAGGACAAAUUUUGCCUCCUCUGUAUCCAAGUCUCGCAGAGCAUAUCCUCUUUCCUGGGCUAGAGCCCUGCGCGCUACGGCCACGAAGCCGGACCAGAAGUCAGAGGGGCUCGGCUUCGACAGCCACAAGGCUGUUGAUAAGGCUCCGGACACCUUAUGCAGGGAUGGCACCGCCAACACUGCCAUGCGCGCUAAGUUCGAGAAGAUGCUCAGAGAAGCUCAGGAUUACAUUUGCAAGUCGGUCGAGAAUGUUGAUGGAGGCGCCAAGUUCCAGACAGAUGCUUGGACUCGUGAGGGAGGCGGAGGAGGUAUCUCCAGGGUGUUGACGGGCGGAAAGGUCUGGGAGAAAGCGGGUUGCAACUUGUCCGUUGUGUACGGAAGCAUGCCUUCGGAAGCUCUGCAGGCUGCCAACGAUCGUCUCAAAUUUGGCGCCACCGACCGUGCCAAGGGGUACGCUCCUGGCGAGAGAGUCCCGUUCUUUGCCUGCGGUCUGAGCUCGGUCAUGCAUCCUAAGAAUCCUCAUUGCCCAACCAUGCACUUCAACUACAGAUACUUUGAAACUGAGGGAGGAGUCUGGUGGUUCGGAGGAGGAACCGACAUUACCCCCGCCUACCUCAAUGUUGACGACAUGAAGUACUUCCAUGGCACCUACAAGGAGGUCUGCGACAAGCACGACCCUGAGUUCUACCCCAAGUUCAAGAAGUGGGCAGACGAAUAUUUUUUCAUCAAGCACCGUGGCGAGACCCGAGGGCUUGGCGGCAUCUUCUUCGAUGACUUGAAUGAUAGAGAUCCUGAGAAGAUCUUCGAGUUCGCAAAGGAGUGUGCGAUGAACGUUCCAAAGGCAUACCUGCCCAUCGUCGAGGCCCACAAGAACGACCCUUUCACCCAGAAGGAGAAGGAGUGGCAACUGAUGAGACGUGGAAGGUAUGUGGAGUUCAACCUGGUCUAUGACCGUGGCACCAUCUUUGGAUUGAAGACCGGUGGGCGCAUCGAGUCUAUCCUCAUGUCUCUUCCCGAGACUGCCAGGUGGGAGUACGAUCACAGGCCUGAGCCGGGUUCCAAGGAGGCUGAGGUGUUGGAAGUGUUCCGCAACCCCAGAGACUGGGUUUGAGCGACGUCAAGAGCUCGAGACAUUAUUCCUUUGAUAAUAAAUCUGCAAGA